This is a messenger RNA of Boleophthalmus pectinirostris (great blue-spotted mudskipper), 1703 nucleotides long. It is a transcript of the gene mtfr2, whose product is annotated as mitochondrial fission regulator 2. The record is from RefSeq and is a predicted model, not a curated record. The transcript is spliced from 8 exons. Gene Ontology annotation, cellular component: mitochondrion. Lineage: Eukaryota; Metazoa; Chordata; Actinopteri; Gobiiformes; Gobiidae. The coding region runs from base 259 to 1263 and encodes 334 amino acids. Gene Ontology annotation, biological process: mitochondrial fission; aerobic respiration.
UUUGUAGCCAAUUACAGAAUAGCUAGAUGGUGCAGCUUUAUUUGACUUCACAAACUUGCAUGCGUACAAACUCGAGGAAGUGGGGUUAAUUUAGAAAUAAUACUAUGGUUAGCUAAUUGAGUAAGAAUAUAGCUAACUACCAGCCAUAUAUCUGGCUAACAAAGAAAAGUCGGGUUUAGAUUUCUUCCAGUGCUGGCGCACCAACCAAGUCAGCAGAAACAUUGUAGUCUCGCGCUGAUUGCUUAAAAAGACCUUCCAAUGUCUUUGCUGGAGGAUAUUUUGUAUGUACUGCGCAUGGUCCUGGAGUAUUUUGGAGCUCCUCCAGAAAUGCUGGUUCCUGUGUGGGACUGUGAGCUGUGUGGUCAGUAUCGCAGCAUUGUGAGGAUGAUUGGGACAAAUCUUCCUCUGGAGCCACCUCCAAGGGUUCACUUUCAGAUUCCACUCAUCUCCCAUAAACCACAGGCUUAUGUGGACAUCUCUGUGGAUACUCCCACCAUACCCUCAUUUGCUGACAUUUUGUGGGUUUGUGAAGAUGAGGGGAGCAGCUCUACAAGGACCAGGAACCAUUUGCCAUUUAACAAGCACAAUAUUGUAAAUAGUAAUGUUUCUAGAGUCCAGAAACCGAAGCUACAUCAAAAUCAAAGAGGUUUAAAUUCUAGGAAACCAGCUCCUGACCCAGAUGCCUUAAAAAAGAUUUCUGCUCUGGAGAGUGAGCUUCUCAAACUUCGAGCUCAAAUCGCGCUGAUAGUUACUGUGCCUCCUACUCCAGAUGUUGAACCUACUCCUAUGAUGUCUCCUCCGGCCUUGACGUCCACACCUCUUCGUCCUCCUGCUCCACUGCCUCCGCCCCCUCCUCCUCCACCCCCCUGUCCCAGCACCAAUGCUCCACUCCAGUCUGUGUCAGAGCUCAUCAAAGCUCGCAAACAAAACCAUGACAACAAUCCACAAAAGGACAGUACAGGGUCAGAGGGGAGAGGACUGCCCUCUAUGCUGGAUGUUCUCAAAGACUUGAAUCAAGUUAAACUACGCUCAGUGCAGAGAUCACCAGGGGGCACUCCAGUCAGAAAGAGACGCAGUAGAGGGGGAGCAGCUUUGCACAGUGACCCUGCAGCUCUCAUAGCUGAGGCGUUAAAAAAGAAAUUUGCCCAACAUCACCAUAAUAAUUCCUCGGACAAAGAAAAUUCACGGGAGCUGUCGCCUUUCAGCAGUCCGGAGACACCCAAGUUUAUUCACCGACGGAGUCAAGGCCGACGUUACAUGUAAUUUAUUAAAAAACAUGCACAUUCAUCCUUUUAAAGCUCAAAACUUGCAGGGUACUUAACAAUUACUGCUUCUGAUAGUCGUCACGUUGGCUUCCACCAGCUACCGACUUCUUUAUUUCUGUGUCCACUCAUAACUUCUGUAAAUGUUUCACAUGUCUAAUUUAAUUGUUUGUGUCUUAUUAUAUGUUUGUCUCAAUAUAUAUGUCAGAAGCUAUACAUAUUUUGUAUGUGAUUAGGUUUUGCUUUUUAUAUAAAUUACACCUUUUACUGUGUAAUCCUUAAAAAGAAGAAAAUGCAAUGUACAAUUCAAAAGAUGUAGCUUGUAUCUUCCUUAACAUUUCUGAUCACAAGAGAGAAAGGGCAUUUGUUUUCUCUAUGCAACUGCUGUAUUCAUUUUGACUUGAUUAAACAGCACAGAUGUUUACAACAUACCAGCAUAAA